UAAGAUUAUAGUCUGUUUGAAUGGUGAGGAAGGCAUAAAGGGAAAAAAAUCCUCUACGCUUGUGAAUGAACGUAACGCACACAUCCUGUCGCGCACAUGUGGCAUUUUCUGUGUGACAUCUUGGAUCUGUCAUUGCUAAAGGGAGUCUGUUGUUGAGAGGAGUUGACGUCAAGCCUUCUUUUCUGCCCCCAGCAGCAUCACCGGUCCGCUGCACUCCUGAGGAGUCUGCUGCUCUCUUCAGACAUUUCUUGUUCUCUGCCAGCUAUUCCCCCGACUCCAUCUCUGCUCCCAGGUAACCUGUGGGCAUCACUCAGCACGCUCGGAGCCUCAGGGCAGACAGACUGACUGAGGCGCUUUCACGCACCAGCUAUCAUUAGAGGCUCUGCAGGAAAAGAUCAACGCCCUCCAGCUAGUGAAGAAGCCAUGCUUAUCUGGUCCCCUCAUGGCUGUGCCACUAUGACCAUCACCCUCCUCCGGUCCCAGGUUUUUGUUCUUGCCCUGGCUGUGCUUCUCUGCCCUUUGAGUCGAGUGACAGGUCAGGGGGAAAGUAAGACCCAGUCCCCUGCCCAGGUGCUCCAGGACCUGCUGGCCCGCCAUGGAGACAACAGCACCAUCACAGUGCCCCAGCUGCGUGCUUUGCUGGCCCUCCUUAGCCAAGGUCAGGCUGAAGGUGACGGUGACAGCAGCAAUGUGGUGACACCCACAACCAAACCUCCCAAAUCUAACAUCUCCAAGUGCUUGCCUGCAGACACGCUGGCUAUUUACAGCAUCAGCGAGCAGUCCCGUCUUGAUGGGCAGGGCUUGCAGGAGCUGUGUCCCACCAUGCUGCAGCAAUUGGAUGCUGGCACCUGCAGGGCGCAAAAUAAGGAGGAGCUGAGCGGUGACACCUCCCCCAGGCCCACAGACGCUGAAGUAUGGGGUUAUGGAAUCCUGUGUGUGACACUGAUCUCUCUGUGCUCGCUGGUCGGGGCCAGCGUGGUGCCCUUCAUGAAGAAAACCUUUUACAAACGACUGCUGCUCUACUUCAUAGCCCUGGCCAUUGGCACGCUCUACUCCAACGCCCUGUUUCAGCUCAUCCCAGAGGCCUUUGGUUUUGACCCUAUGGUGGAUUUCUAUGUGUCCAAGUCUGCGGUGGUGUUCGGAGGCUUUUACCUCUUCUUCUUCACUGAAAAGGUCCUCAAAGUUCUUCUCAAGCAAAAACAGGGGAGCCACGGUCACAGUCAUUACCCCGGUGCAGAUCGUUACUCGACACCUGAUGGGGAUGUGGAGGAGGGGGAGAAGGAGAAGCUGCAGCAGAACGGAGAAGCCAGCAGCCUGGCUCUGGGCAAGGUGGACGCAGGGGAGGGCGAGCUCAUGCUCAGUCCUGCACAGACACCACAGGACUCCCAGAGCCCAGACAGCGGUGGGCGGUCUGCCACCAGCGGCGGUGGCUGCUACUGGCUGAAGGGAACGUCCUACUCUGACAUCGGCACGCUGGCCUGGAUGAUCACAUUGAGCGAUGGCCUGCACAACUUCAUUGACGGCUUGGCCAUCGGCGCCUCCUUCACCGCCUCCGUUUUCCAGGGCAUCAGCACCUCCGUGGCUAUCCUGUGUGAGGAAUUUCCCCACGAGCUGGGAGACUUUGUGAUCCUGCUGAACGCUGGCAUGAGCAUACAGCAGGCCCUGUUCUUUAACUUCCUGUCAGCUUGUUGCUGUUACCUGGGCAUGGGCUUUGGCAUCCUGGCUGGCAAUAGCUUCUCCCCAAACUGGAUCUUUGCCCUGGCAGGGGGAAUGUUCCUCUACAUCGCUCUGGCAGACAUGUUUCCAGAGAUGAACGAGGUAAGUCGUGAGCAAGAGGACGCGGGCGGCAGCAGCUUCCUCCUCACCUUUGCCAUCCAGAACGCCGGCCUGCUGACGGGCUUCUCCAUCAUGCUCCUUCUCACCACCUACUCUGGACAGAUACAGCUGGGCUAGCACCGGACCCCCCAGACCAACACCCAGCCCUACACCCAGCCCUGACCAGUGCGAAAUGAAACUGAGAUGUUACCUGGUUUGUGCUGGUGUGAACUGACCCCAAGAGGAGAAAUUCUUUCAUUUUUCGCUUUAUCUAACGUCACUUUUCAGGACCCUGGAGUUUGGGGAGUUUGGCUGCUGUGCGGCAGGUACGCACACCACUCUCAAAAAUAUGCGAGAGGCCGUUCGUUCGCAGUUCCCAGAUGCAGUAGAUCCCAGUAAGAGGGGAUGGCAGCCUUUCCUGACAGCUUCUCCCUCUAACAGUCUAGAAAUAUCAACUGAAGAAGUGUUCAGCCGACAGAGACAAAGUAAAGACGUGCGACUCAAUCGCUGAACGUGAACUGAAGUGCAAUACUCACUUACUCUUCAAACUCUUGACUACUGAUCAGCCAUUUUUGCUCCUGCUCUUAUUUUUUUUCCUCUUUCGGAUGUCGUUGAGCUUCAACUGUAAAGAUUUAGUAGAUACAGAGUAUUUAUAUUACUCAUCCUCUAUGCCCACAACACUUCCUCAGGAGGUGGGAAAAGCACAAUCAGGUAACAGCAGCUGUAUUAUUGACAUCCUUUAGUCUUUGUCUCCUCAGACUUUAACAACCCUCCCCCCCUUCAGUCCCCCUCUCCAUACCAAAAACAAAUCGGACCUGAACUGGAAUUUUAAUCAGGAGUCAACAUCAAACUGACUUACAGCUGGACUUUGUUGUUUGUGUGUUGAUGUUAUAUUUUUUUAUACAUGAUAAACAAGAAAAAUGAUCAGACUUGAUCAGACCAAAUAUGGGCCGACCGUUGAGAACGGUGAAGGGCUACACGGUGGCGUUUGGAAGGGGCACACUUAUAUUCUCCUCAGUUUGGACUCUUGUCUACAACCUCAGCAUGCAGUUAGAAAUUCCUCAUGAUGCCUGGGUCAGAUAUGUAAAGCGACAUGAAGUCCAGAGUUUGAUAUCAGUGGCUUUAUCCAGAUCAGACGCAACGACAUUCAGUGUCCAGCAGCUUUUCUCCACAUAGUUUACCAUCUGUGCCCUUCAUUAAUAUAGUGUUGAGUAUUUUUUUUACUCCUUGAACUAAAAGUGCAGAUCGCUGGUCUUCACACAUCCCAUAGACUAUUUUUAUUAUUUUAUAUUCUUUUACUGUAUUGUAAUAGUCUGCAGAGAAUACUGUAAGGGGAACCAUAUGAACAUGCACGCUAUGACCUUAACCAUAUUAAUCACACGUAAUAAGCCCCACUUUAUUCCCCUCGAAUGUUCUUAUUAUUUUUGAGUCACUUGGUUAAGCAGAGGAUCAUUUCUUGUAAUAACACCACUGUUCUGAAGGUCUUUCAAGAAUCCUCAAAGGCUCUUCUAACCAUAUGGAUGAGAAAUAUUCUGACUGAUGCAAAA
Messenger RNA from Chelmon rostratus (copperband butterflyfish), 3362 nucleotides. RefSeq names its product solute carrier family 39 member 14 (gene slc39a14). The record is from RefSeq and is a predicted model, not a curated record. NCBI's taxonomy places the organism in Eukaryota, Metazoa, Chordata, Actinopteri, Chaetodontiformes, Chaetodontidae. Gene Ontology annotation, cellular component: membrane. The transcript has 10 exons. Gene Ontology annotation, molecular function: zinc ion transmembrane transporter activity. Bases 424 to 1953 code for a protein of 509 amino acids. Gene Ontology annotation, biological process: zinc ion import across plasma membrane; intracellular zinc ion homeostasis.